AUGGACAGCAAUUCGAGUCAUUGGAUGCAACAUACAAGUUCUACAAUGAUUAUGCAUUUAAGGCUGGAUUUAGUGUUAGGAAAAAGUAAGGAGACGAAGAGGAAGGAAAUAGUAUAUUGGAAACAAUAUGUUUGUUCUAAAGAAGGGGAAACUGAUGAGACAUGGAGAAAAACAAAUGAAAUUGAGGAAAGAGAUCGAGGGAAGACUCGAACAUGGUGCAAUGCAAAAUUAACCGUAUGUAAUGAUGGAAGUAAUUAUGUGGUCAAGACUUUCAAUGAGGAACACAACCAUCCCCCAACAACACCAAGCAAAGUUCAUUUGUUAAGAUCACAGCGUACUGUGUCUACUGCAAAAAAGAAUCUGAUACAAGACUUGAGGCGGGUGGACAUUCCUAUAUACCAGCAAUUUGAAUUAUUCCAGACACAAGCUGGUGGGCAUGCAAAUGUUUGCUGCACUGAGAGAGAUUUAAGAAAUGUGGUGCGAGAUGAGAGAGAAGAAGUCAAGGGUCAUGAUGUUGACAUUUUAUAUGAGCACUUCAAAGCUGAGCAAGAGAAGGAUCCAGAUUUCUUUUUUGAAUUUUAUACGGAUGAAGAAAACAGGCUUCUCAGAUGUUUCUGGAUUGAUUCAAUUGGAAAAAAAUCAUAUACAUAUUUUGGUGAUGUGGUUGUAUUUGAUACAACAUACAACACUAAUCGUUAUAAGAUGAUUUUUGCUCCAAUAGUAGCAAUGCCUAAAAGUGCCCCGAAUGUUAUUAUCACCGAUCAAGAUCAAGCAAUAAGUAAGGCAAUUGCUCAUGUUUUGCCAAACACAAUUCACAGGUAUUGUGUGUGGCAUAUUCUAAAGAAAUUUCCGGAGAAGACUAACGUAGCUUUUAUGCAAGAUUACUAUGAACUUUUCAAGACAUGUAUAUGGGAUUCGGAGUGUCCAGAAGAAUUUGAAAAGAGAUGGUUUGAAGCAUUGGAAAAAAGUGAGCAAACAAAUAAUGAAUGGUUAGAAAAGAUGUAUGAACUGCGUGGCAGGUGGAUUCCAGCAUAUGUAAAUAAAUACUUUUCAGCAGGGAUGUCAAGCAGCUAA
Rosa rugosa (rugosa rose) is the source of this 1074-nucleotide messenger RNA. Its product is annotated as protein FAR1-RELATED SEQUENCE 5-like. NCBI's taxonomy places the organism in Eukaryota, Viridiplantae, Streptophyta, Magnoliopsida, Rosales, Rosaceae. The coding region runs from base 1 to 1074 and encodes 357 amino acids. The record is from RefSeq and is a predicted model, not a curated record. The transcript is spliced from 2 exons.